AUGGACCCAAAGCAUGCUUUCAAUGAGAUCGAGCUCGACACCUUCAAUGGACUCCUUACUCGGUACCCAGGCGUUGUGCCCUCUGGCUUGGCAGACCUCGAUCAGGAGCGGCUCCAUACCGUCCCUGAUACGCUACAUGCACGCGUAGACCGCGGGCUCAAGAAACACGAGCUUGUGACGUUGAUGGACUGGAAGCUCUCUCAUGGCAAAUUUCGACCUUCUCUCAAGAAGCUCAUCAACGAGAACGAUGAAGAACAAGUACUAAAGACAACCAGUCAUGCUUUCGAGCUUUACGAACAAGAGCCAGAUGAUAUUAAGAAUGUCAUGUCUCAACUCUGCCAGCUCCGUGGGGUUGGACCCGCAACCGCCUCCCUGAUCUUGAGCGUACAGAAUGAGACUGACAUACCCUUCUUCUCCGACGAGCUAUUCCGCUGGGCCUUCUGGAACAAGUCUGGGUGGGAGCAGAAGAUCAAGUAUACUGCGAAAGAAUAUAUCGAGCUAUAUACUCGCGUACAGGAGUUUCGAAAGCGUCUGGAUGUUCCUGCCUUGAGUGUCGAGAAGGUGGCGUAUGUGCUGGGCAAGACUGCAGUUGAACCUACCACAGUCGCCAAACCCACCAAGAGGACUGCGUCUGAUGUCCAAGUAGACGACGCUACGAAUGAGCCUGACAAGUUAUCUUCAAGAAGCCGCAAAUUGAGGAAGCGGAAUGUGAAGUAA
Messenger RNA from Recurvomyces mirabilis, 717 nucleotides. RefSeq lists its product as uncharacterized. Gene Ontology annotation, molecular function: catalytic activity. The record is from RefSeq and is a predicted model, not a curated record. Gene Ontology annotation, biological process: DNA repair. The transcript has a single exon. The coding region runs from base 1 to 717 and encodes 238 amino acids. NCBI's taxonomy places the organism in Eukaryota, Fungi, Ascomycota, Dothideomycetes, Mycosphaerellales, Teratosphaeriaceae.